This is a messenger RNA of Hemiscyllium ocellatum (epaulette shark), 456 nucleotides long. RefSeq names its product late histone H2B.L4-like. Gene Ontology annotation, molecular function: DNA binding; protein heterodimerization activity; structural constituent of chromatin. The coding region runs from base 1 to 456 and encodes 151 amino acids. Gene Ontology annotation, cellular component: nucleosome. The transcript has a single exon. The record is from RefSeq and is a predicted model, not a curated record. NCBI's taxonomy places the organism in Eukaryota, Metazoa, Chordata, Chondrichthyes, Orectolobiformes, Hemiscylliidae.
AUGACGCCGUCAGUCUAUAAAGAGGGAGCUCCGAGCCAGCUUUACCUUAUUUUGUUUCUGAAAGUGAGCGGCGCGAUGGCUGAUGAGAAGAAAGCCCAACAAACCUCCAAGAAGGGCGCGAAGAAAAUCAUUAAGAAGGCGCCAGCAAAGGGUGGCAGGAGGCGGAAAAGAUCCAGGAGAGAAAGUUACUCCAUCUACAUCUACAAAGUGAUGAAGCAGGUUCACCCCGACACCGGCAUCUCUUCCAAGGCCAUGAGCAUCAUGAACUCGUUCGUCAACGAUAUUUUCGAGCGUAUCGCGGGGGAGGCUUCCCGCCUGGCCCAUUACAACAAGCGCAGCACCAUCAGCUCCCGGGAGAUCCAGACCGCCGUGCGGCUGCUGCUGCCAGGGGAGCUGGCCAAGCACGCCGUGUCGGAGGGCACAAAGGCGGUGACCAAGUACACCAGCUCCAAGUGA